CAUCUAAAAGAUCAAUGAUGAAUCGAGGAUUCAGAGAUUCGACGCCAUUUUCAUAUCCUACAAGCUUAUCGACUUCAUGUAGCAGUGGCGUUUGUAUGAUGAGUAGCACAUGGAGGGAUGAACAGCACCCUUGCUUUCUCAAUUUCAUCUCUUGCUUUCUCAAUGGAAAUUCUUUCCGUUUAAAUAUUGUGCCUAUUGCACCAGAUUUUAUCUUCAACUGUGGAGGUUUGUCGGUAGCUUUCAUGUUUCUGACCAAUUGGGAUGGCAUCGAUACAGAAUCUUUCUUUAGAAAAGUUCAGAAAUUGAAGGAGCAGUUUGCAAACUUCUAUGUUGUUAUCACCCUUCCUACAAAGGAACAGAAUGAUUCGUUGAUAUACUCCUAUAUCAAGUAUAGAAUGCAACUUGGAAGGCCAACAUUUGUUCCUGUACGAGAUCUGGAGAUGGGCUUCGAAAAAAUUGUGAAGAUAGCACAUGCUCGUGGGGCAUGCAAACGCCAGGAUGCAUUGACAAAAAUAAAAGCUGAGAAGGAAAAAUCGGUACAGGCAAUGGAGAUUUACCUACAAGUGGUUACAUCAAUACCUGGGGUUGACAGCCAUGGAGCAAAUGUGCUUAAUCAAACUAUUGGUUCAAUUGAAGCAAUAGCUAAGUCAUCGAAGGAGUACCUGUUGGAAACUACUGAUCUUUCACCCACAACAGCUGAGACAAUCACAAGCUUUUUCCGGGAUCCAAAGUUUUAUCUUGCUCCUAAAAUUGGCUGAGUUAUACUGUUAAGUCUAGAGCAUUCAGAGUCAUGCACUCUGCAGAAGUGACUUUAGAUCUCAAGAACUACAAAUGGAAGUCGAACAAACUUUAUUCCCUCGAAAUGUAGCUGAAGUCCUGUGGUAGUGCUUCUGUAUCAGUAGUUGUAACUUGAUUAGAGGACUCAAAAAGGAAUAAUCACAAGGCUCUUUAAAACUGACUUCUCUUGCUUAAGGAAAUAUGACGGUAUAUUUGUAUUAAGUUGAUCUACGUUCACUGAGGUCCUUUUAAUGAAGAUCAGAAUUGCUUAACCUUCGGUUCUCUA
This is a messenger RNA of Solanum dulcamara, 1063 nucleotides long. RefSeq names its product protein PARTING DANCERS. The coding region runs from base 15 to 758 and encodes 247 amino acids. The record is from RefSeq and is a predicted model, not a curated record. Lineage: Eukaryota; Viridiplantae; Streptophyta; Magnoliopsida; Solanales; Solanaceae. The transcript is spliced from 8 exons. Gene Ontology annotation, biological process: resolution of meiotic recombination intermediates.